GGAACACAACCCGGAAUUGAGCCUCAAUAUUAAUUCAAUUUAACAUCGAAGAAAAAUUAAAUAAGAGCAUGUCGUAAAGCCCAUGGAACACCUUGGCAGUCAGUCAUCAUGGCCUCGAUUCACCACGCUCGUUUCGUUCUAUUCUAGAUGGCAGGAUGGACGUCAAUGAGAAAAAACCGUAUCCUGAACCCUCCGUGUUCCAACACUGUGGACCGGACGUCUCUCGUUUUCGACAGUUUCUCAACUUCCUGGGAUGUCUGGUGAUCAUCCCCGUUUACUACAUAAUCACCGGCUACACGCUUCAUCCGUUGAUGCUGGACGUCCUCUUGACUAUCUUCGCGGCCGAGUACAAUCGGUUCGCCAACGAGAAUCGAAGAGGCCGGCUUUACUGUGGCUUGGAUGGCGACCCGCAAGCAGGCAAGGAUCCGGAGAAGGCAAUCGGCCCUAGACCUGGACCUGGACCCGGACCAGAAUGCAUGGCUGCCAUAGUCGGGUAUCGUGAAGAUCCCGGCUUGUUUGCGCGCGCUUUGGACAGUUACAAAGCCGCUGGGGAAUGCCGGUUUGUCUUGGUUGGCGUGGAUGGAGAUGAAGGGCCAGACCUGGAGAUGGUCCGGGUUUUCCAGCAGGUCUUCCCGGAGGACUCGACGGUUCUUCGGUUGGACGAGCCCCUUGGCGAAGUGGCUGUCCGGGCUUUCGAGAAACUCUCAGCCAUCGAUCUCCACGCCCAGCCUCCGCAAGCAUACAUGGAGGCUGCUAUCUCCCACUGCUGUCAGCUGGCUCGAGAGGUUCUAGCGGAACACGACGGCCUGAAGCUGGGAGCGGCCGGCGGAGUGACGAGACUGUGUCUGUUCCAGCCGCAUCUGCACAAGAAGGGAAUCAUGUUCACCACGUUCAUCUUCUCCAUUGUGAUCUCUCAAAUGCUUGGGAUUGAGUAUCUCUGGUCGUCCGAUUCGGACACCAUCGUCUUUCCUAGAGCGCUGCGGAGCACGAUUGAAACCAUCGCCGGCGAUCCGCAUGUGGGAGGAGGCAGUUCGGGGCUGGUCGUGCACAAUGAACACGACUCGCUGACUACCAAGCUGGGCAGCAUGGUCUACUGGUGCGAGCUGUACUUGACGCGGUCGACGUCGACGUCCGCCGGUACCAGUGAUUGUCAGAGUGGUCCCAGUACUGCAUUCCGGGUGUCUGCGUUGCCUGCGGUUCUGUAUCCGUGGUAUACUCAGACCGUGCUGGGCCAUCGGAUGGUUGUCAAUGAAGACCGCCAUCUCACAACAAAUCUCCUGAUGCGCGGGUGGACCGUCACGUACGUGUCGGACACGCUCGUCGCGACAGACACCCCGACGACUCUGAGCCGAUGGAUCCUUCAACAAGUCCGCUGGAGCCGAGCAGGCCACAUCGAAUCCUUCCAACAGCCCGGCGUCUACCUCCUCAACAACCCACUCUUUUUCUGGGCCGCCAUCAAACGGGAGGCCGGUCCUCUCCUGGGCUUCUUCUACGUCCUUUUCUACCUUUUCACGGGGAAAUGCUUCGCCUACUUCUCCUGGCAGGACGUGGGUUACCGCAUCGCCUACACGGUUCUAUACAACUACUUCCGGAACCCGGACCGCGGGCCCAAAAACGCGUCGUUGUGGAUCGCCCCGGCCCUUCUAUUCUACAAUGUCCCUCUUCCCAUGAUCCAUCUCUGGAGCCUGGCGACGAUCUUCCAGGACGGGUGGGGCACGCCCAUGCGGUCUAAUGCGGAGACGUCCCGGCGCGGACGGGCGUGGAAGCGUUUCAAGGAUCUGGGGUUCUUCGUCGUCUGGAUGGGCAUCGUGGGAGGAUCGGUGGCGAGGAUGGCUGCCAGUACGGCUGGAUGGGAUGAACAGAGCACACUACGUGCCAUACUUUGGGGUGUGGUGAUUCCGUCGAUCGUGUCGUUUUAUGGCUUGGUUGUCCGUGGAUGACCGAAUUUGCAUAUCAUUCAGUACUAUAUCCCGUCCAUUAAUCUAACUGCUAGUUGGGAUGCAAAGCCCAUCUUCCGAUUCAGGAGGAAGAGGCAAUGUCAACCAACCCGUCUCUGACCAUCCUCGCACCGAAUAGAGGCCAUUCGAUGUCAUACCUCAGGACGAACCAAAUACCCGCAGCCUCUCCUCAACUGGAUUGAUCGUCUUCGCUUUCGGGCCUGCACCUCCAGGCUUUCCAAAGACCAACUGUGCCUUCAGCUUCCACGUUGCCGGGAGAUUCCACUGCUCCUUCACGUUUCGAGCAAAGUACGGGCUGAAGUUGUAGUGCUGCAGAUUAGCACCGAGACCUUCUUGUUCAAGCGCAGUCCACACUAUAAACUGGUUUAUUCCGCUUCCAUGGUCAGACCCUGCAGAGAUAUAUCAGCGCUGAGGUCGAUUAAGCAGAUAGGCGUAUUCAAAUGGUUCGGUUCUCUUACACUCCCCAAUUAGCGGCUUAAUUGCAGGUUGUUUCUCCUGUAGAGCUGUGAGAACGGCCUCAUCUUCGAACCAGAGGACCUAUUCGUGUCAGUAAUCUCAUUGACUACUGGUGAAAACCAUAUAAAAGGCAAAAGAAGACGGCUCAUACAGUGCCAUAAGCAGCGCGAAAACCAGCCACCUUCGGCGCCAGCGCAUCAUACGCAGCCGGCAAGUCCUCCUUGAGGGCCUUGUCACCGAUAUCCCACAGUUUCUUAUGCUCAUCCCCGAGGAGGAUAACCGCUCUAGCUGACUGCACAUUGAAACAGCUGGGGGCAUUCUUGAUACCGAGAGACACGAUCUCCUUGAUUCUCUCGUCGGAGAUAGGGCUUGCAUCCGUCAAGUUGUAUAUGGAACGUCGCGCCUCGACGGCAGACAAGAAUGCUGUUGCAGAUGACAUGAUUGUAUACAACUAUACUUAUAAGCAAUAAAAUAAAGGAAA
This is a messenger RNA of Monascus purpureus, 2895 nucleotides long. Lineage: Eukaryota; Fungi; Ascomycota; Eurotiomycetes; Eurotiales; Aspergillaceae. The record is from the annotation of a GenBank genome assembly.